AUGACAGACCAAGUACCAUUAACGACGCAACUGCCACCAAUAAAACCAGAACAUGAGGUAUCACUUAAUAGUGGGGGUAGUGCAGUACCUAGCAUAAACAGCAACUUGAAUGACAACGGCCAGCUAAGAGACGUCUUCGACAGAAUAAAGACACAUUUCCCACCGGCCAAGGUAAAGAAAAUAAUGCAGACUGACGAGGAUAUAGGAAAAGUUUCACAGGCCACGCCAGUAAUAGCGGGUAGGUCAUUGGAGUUUUUUAUAGCAUUAUUAGUGAAAAAAAGCGGGGAAACUGCAAGAGGACAAGGAACCAAGAGAAUAACCGCCGAGAUACUGAAAAAAACUAUACUAAACGACGAAAAAUUUGAUUUCUUAAGGGAAGGUGUAUGUGCAGAAGAAAGUCAUACUCAAGAGGAGGAAGAGAGUGCUUAA
Messenger RNA from Saccharomyces mikatae IFO 1815, 429 nucleotides. RefSeq names its product negative cofactor 2 transcription regulator complex subunit BUR6 (gene BUR6). Lineage: Eukaryota; Fungi; Ascomycota; Saccharomycetes; Saccharomycetales; Saccharomycetaceae. Gene Ontology annotation, molecular function: transcription coactivator activity; RNA polymerase II general transcription initiation factor activity; core promoter sequence-specific DNA binding. Gene Ontology annotation, cellular component: negative cofactor 2 complex; nucleus. The transcript has a single exon. The record is from RefSeq and is a predicted model, not a curated record. Gene Ontology annotation, biological process: negative regulation of transcription by RNA polymerase II; positive regulation of transcription by RNA polymerase II; transcription by RNA polymerase II. The coding region runs from base 1 to 429 and encodes 142 amino acids.